UCGAAAAUGCUUUGGUACUUAUGAGAGUGAUGUGAGAAAAGUCAUUUUAAGUGACAGUUUGUGAUGAGACCGUUGCUUUGCGUUUUUCAGAAAAUACUUGGCUUGCCUUUUGGUUUCAUGGCAACCAACAGGGUGGCAUUCGAAAGUCGUGAAACUUCUUCACAUGCUAAUUCGUUUUCUUGGUGCGCCAAUCGAUCUUUACGCUGCACCUGCCAGAUGACAGCAAAAAAUCUUUAAAAAUGAAUGACUUUAUUACCAUAUUUGUCUUUGGGAGGCAAUUAUGGCUGCUAGGAAAGCCCAAACACUAUGUUAAUAAGUGACGGCGUUUGAGCCAAGCGAAUUUGGCUGGCAAAUUUAUAUAAAUAGCGUUGGCGACAGUGAAUGAAGAUGGCGGUCAAUUUAACAAGGCUUCUCGCUCUUUUCAGUGUCUUUUGUGUCCUGGCUGAAACAGCUGGAUCUCUCCGUAUUGAGAAUGUAAAGUCUUGGGCGGAUGAGUUGGGAAGAGUGCUGUCUGAGUUCUUCAACAAUACCACCCAGUACAGCAAAAUUCAAGAGGACUACCAUCAAUCUAGUAAGCUUUCGACCACCGAUAGAAAUGGAAGUGCGAUUGCGGAGAAGAUGAAACAGCGCCUGGAGGGUAUUUUGCAAGGAAAAAUUGAGUCUAUCAGGAAUCUUGCUUCAAAGGCUGCAGAACUUAGAAAGAAUUACACUUACAAGACUGGAUCUGAAAUUGAACAGACUGAGUAUUUUAACACUAAGGAGCUGACAGGCUUGCCUCUGGAAAGAGACCCAAAGUUUUCUGAUAAAUUUGCUAUUAACAAGUCUAGCAGUGUUGUACACAUACCAACUGAUGUUUACAGUAGGGGGGUGAAAAUUCUCAAUACCAUUAAUUGGACGGAUGGACUGAAUAAAUACUUCAAAGAAAAUGAACAGAAAGACCCUUCACUAUUGUGGCAGUAUUUUGGAAGCUCUGAUGGAGUUUACAGGGUGUAUCCAGGUUAG
Messenger RNA from Pocillopora damicornis (cauliflower coral), 1002 nucleotides. RefSeq names its product voltage-dependent calcium channel subunit alpha-2/delta-2. Gene Ontology annotation, cellular component: voltage-gated calcium channel complex. NCBI's taxonomy places the organism in Eukaryota, Metazoa, Cnidaria, Anthozoa, Scleractinia, Pocilloporidae. The record is from RefSeq and is a predicted model, not a curated record. Gene Ontology annotation, molecular function: voltage-gated calcium channel activity.